ACUAUUCCCUCCAAAGAUUCUUUCGGAUCAAGUCCACUCGACGUUUGCAGCUCUCCGACAAUGCCGACUAACCGCACCAACGUAUUCGACCUUCUGCCCCUAGAAAUGAUCCACGAGGUCGCGAGCCAUUUGGAGAGCGACACGGAGCUCGUCCGCUUUCGGCAGGUGAACUCGGCGAUCCGGGAUGCCAUCGACUGUGAUGGCUGCUCUUUCUGGCGCCGUCUCUUCAGUACCAAGUUCGAACCCUCCCGCUACGCAGGUGCACCGGAGCACAACGGUGCCUCGUACAUGGGAGAUUAUCAGGCUCGGCGCACCUGGCUCAAGAACGGUGCCAAGUUCCAGGAUGGCCGUAGUAUGGAGGAGCGUCGAUGUCUUGAGAUCUUGCUGGACCUAAUUCUCGACGCCAACAGUGGACGCAGAUCGUUCAUCAAGAAGGCCAAAGGAGGAGAGUAUACCUCACGUAACCUUCCCGCUCUCGUGGAGUUCGCGAAGAAAGAGAACAUCACUUUCAAUCCGAACCUCGGAACGCGGUCUGCUCGACCGAACCCGUUGUUGGAGAUUGUGCAGGUCAUGCUGGCGCCCUUCAUGCUCGAUCUCAGCUCAACCUCCAUCGUCCCAGUCACUGGAUACCUCGCCAGCCAGAACAUCGUGUAUUCCAUCCCGGAGAGUCGACCGAUCGUUCUUGGUGGCAUUGACGUCGACCUGGAAUGGGUGCUUCACCAGAUCAACUUCUGGAGACAUCACUUGACCAGUGAGGCAGAGAGCAGCCUCUUCUACGAGUACGACGAGCUCGAACCGCAUAAGAAGCCGCGGUUCUGGACCGAGCAGUUGCAUGCCAAACACAAGCCAGAUAUUGGGAGACUCUGGAAAGGCAGCUUUGCGAACGUCGACUGUGCCGACCUCCCUUUCGUCCGCGCGGGCAGGAACGACGGCAACGGCAGCAUCCUCGACGGCUUCUGCAACUCUGCCGACGAUCGUAUGAUUUUCGAUCUGGAAGUAAAGCUUGACACACACAAAGAGGCAGACUGGGACGGUAUCCACGAAGAUCAUCUCCAUUCUUUCGACUUCCCCGAGUCACAAAACGACACAUCCUCUGGAUCACGCAGCGUUGAAGUCGUGGAUCGAGCCAGGGGUAGUGCUGCUGGCGAGCUGGUCGGUAAAGGCUGGCUGCACACGCUUCCAUCCCAGGAAGGAGUGCCUGGCUGGCAGCGCGUUACUUUGGUUCAGCACAUCAAAGAUGAAUUCGGCAAUAUCGACCACGGCUGGAUAUGUGUAUACGAAGGACUUGUGCUGCCCGGUGGCCAGAUCAUCCUCGGACGAUGGUCUGUGCCCGACGAUAUCGACAAGGAGUCAGGUCCAUUCAUCAUGUGGAAUCAAGAUGCCGCGUGGGAGAAUACCCUGCCAGAAGACGUGCAGGAGUCUGCCUGCUGA
Zymoseptoria tritici IPO323 is the source of this 1431-nucleotide messenger RNA. RefSeq lists its product as uncharacterized. Lineage: Eukaryota; Fungi; Ascomycota; Dothideomycetes; Mycosphaerellales; Mycosphaerellaceae. Gene Ontology annotation, molecular function: protein binding. The transcript is spliced from 2 exons. The record is from RefSeq and is a predicted model, not a curated record. Bases 61 to 1431 code for a protein of 456 amino acids.